Messenger RNA from Struthio camelus australis, 1505 nucleotides. The record is from RefSeq and is a predicted model, not a curated record. NCBI's taxonomy places the organism in Eukaryota, Metazoa, Chordata, Aves, Struthioniformes, Struthionidae.
AUGAGCCAAGAGCAUGCCCUUGCAGCGAAGGCAGCCAGCGGUAUCCUAGGUUGCAUUAGGAAGAGCAUUGUCAGCAGGACGAGGAAGCGAUCCUUCUCCUCAGCACUGAAAAGCGAUGAGCAACAGCAGAGGCAUGAACUGGAAUUACUCACUACAGAAAAGGACCUCGGUACACGAGUGCGAGUCACGGCGGACUUCCGGCCGGGACGCGCAACCCCGCGCCCUGCCCUUGGGAGGUGCGCGGCGCCCGGCUCCCGUCAUGCUGGGCGGCAGGAGCGAGGCAUGCUGGGGCCUGUAGUUCCGACCGGGUGCGGGUCCACCAUGUUAGAGGCGUCGGGGUGGGGGAGCAGCGCCGCCUUUCAGAUCGGGAUUCCCCGCAGAGCUGAGCUUUCAGCCGGCCCAGGGAGCUGGGCUGUGGGAACAACCCCAAGCCGUUGGACCGAGCCCCCGGGCUGCUGCUACUGCGGCCUCCGAGGAAGCGUGACCCGUUUCCUGAGCGUCCUCCCUGCCUCCUACGGACCCGGGACUACCACCGCCACUGUCUCGUCAAGCCACAACUGCAAUAAUUGGCAAAAGCCGGUUUGUGAAAUUGGUGCAAGAGCCCGGUGGCGGGGGGAGGCGGCUGAUCCGUGUUCUCCGAUUUGCAGCGUUUUCCCCUGCGUAAAAUACAGACCGAAGGGGAGAGCUGAGGUUGCCAGCUGCUCGCCUCUCUUGGUUACAUCUUUCCAAGGGCUGGCUGUUCGCAGCCUCAGCACCUCUCCCCCUCAGGAACACUCGGAACAUGGAAGACUAAUUUAUACCGGAAAUCUGGCAAAGGCAGUGUUAGGUGUGAAGUUUUUCUCUUACUCCACCAGCAUAUUCAACCUUUUCAUGAUGCCCUACAUCAUGCUCAAAACUGGUAUUGGAUUUGAAAGUCUAUUUAUACAAGCUGCCUUUUAUGGCUUGGUAGGGUUUUUUACAUUUGUAACACCAGUGACCUUGCAUAUCCUUACAAAAGGCUAUGUGAUUCGACUCUAUUAUAAAGCUGAAAUGGACACGUAUACAGCCAUUACAUAUAACGCAAUCCUGGCAGAAAAAGCAACUGUCUUCCAUCAGAACGAUGUAAAGGUUCCAGACAUCAGCAAGAUGUUUACGACAUUUUAUGCUAAAACUAAAUCAAUGCUUGUUAAUCCAAUGCUUUUCCCAAAUCCACAGGAUUAUGAACAUCUCAUGGGUUAUGACAAACCUUUUUAUUUUGACUGGGAGGAGGAAAAGGAAGCCAGUGAAAGCAAAUAAUUUGAAGAUAAUGAAUGUCACUAUCAUUAUUUGUGGUGCAGUACUACAUAUGUGGAAGAAUGUAAAAUUUGUAACAUUUUUUUUAAGUCUCAGAUAAUGUUAGAGUUCUUCAGAUGCAUUUUGGAAUGUAUAAAAGCUCAAAGUGUGUGUUUUUUUUUAACUUGUAAACAACAUGAGGGGUUUCUUCACCAUUAAUGAAAAAACACAGUAAAACAAAUGCUUAUAUCUGU